This is a messenger RNA of Colletotrichum gloeosporioides, 588 nucleotides long. Its product is annotated as Biphenyl-2 3-diol 1 2-dioxygenase 2. Bases 1 to 588 code for a protein of 195 amino acids. The transcript has a single exon. The record is from RefSeq and is a predicted model, not a curated record. NCBI's taxonomy places the organism in Eukaryota, Fungi, Ascomycota, Sordariomycetes, Glomerellales, Glomerellaceae.
AUGCCUCGGGAUCCCGUUCCUGCCCCAACGGCAAUUGCCCACAUUGGCUUGCGAACGAGAUACCCAGAUAAAUUGGUCUCUUUUUACCAAGUCCUUCUCGGUGCAAGAGUGGUUCUCGCCAACGACUUCAUCUCCGUUCUCACCUGGGAUGAAGAGCAUCACCGUCUCGCCAUAAUCCACGACGACACGGCCGUUCCAAAGCAGACCAACACGAGCGGAGUGGAUCACAUCGCUCUCAAAUUUGCUUCGGCCAAAGACCUUGUGCAAGUGUACCGUCAUGCAAAGGAGGCAGAUAUCACGCCAAAGUUCUGUCUCAACCACGGCGUGACAACAAGUCUGUACUACACGGACCCCGACGGAAACAAUAUUGAAGCACAUAUCGAGGCCUACAGUGACCCCGACGAUGUGCAGAGGCACAUGAAGGCGAUAGACCCAGCCAACAUUAGAGCAGUGAGAUUCGAUCCUGAGGACCUUCUUCGGAGGGUCGAAGCUGAGGAGGACGAUGAAAGCUUGAAGAGGGCUGGGCUCCUUGGCCCACAGCCAGCUUCAAUCGGUACUUCAGCGGCUGAAGUGGCUGCUGGCGGAUAG